Molecule: messenger RNA, 1796 nt
Organism: Colias croceus (clouded yellow)
Lineage: Eukaryota; Metazoa; Arthropoda; Insecta; Lepidoptera; Pieridae
Gene: Ttd14
Product: TRPL translocation defect protein 14
Exons: 9
Coding region: 145-1647 (500 amino acids)
Biological process (GO): photoreceptor cell maintenance
Molecular function (GO): phosphatidic acid binding; phosphatidylinositol binding; GTP binding
Source: RefSeq, a predicted model, not a curated record
ACGCCUAUCGGGCGAUGCAUUUUAAACUGUGAUGGCUCUUUUGCUUACUUAUUUAUAUUCGUCAAUUUUAUGAUAUUCAAUCUCCGUUGUGACCCGUUUAGUGUAAUAUAGUUUAAAUAAUUUAUUUAUAAGCGUACUACGAAAAUGGCGAAUCAAUCCCAGAAAAUGGUAUACAAGCUGGUACUGACCGGAGGGCCUUGCGGCGGAAAAACCACUGGACAGUCCCGACUUAGUACUUUCUUCGAAAACUUGGGAUGGAAGGUGUUCCGGGUGCCGGAAACGGCUACCGUCCUCUUAAGUGGUGGUGUGAAGUUUGUAGAUCUCAGCCCCGAGGAAGCUAAUAAGUUCCAGGAGAAUUUGUUGAAGACCAUGAUUCAGAUAGAAAACACUUUCUUCGAGUUGGGCAGGACGUGUCAAAGGAACUGCUUGAUCAUAUGCGACCGAGGAGCCAUGGACGCUAGUGCAUUUAUUUCCAAAGAGAAGUGGGAGGCUAUGCUGAACGCGAACAACUGGAACAGUGUGGAGCUGCGUGAUAACAGAUAUAACCAUAUCGUGCAUAUGGUAUCUGCUGCCAACGGGGCUGAAGACUUUUAUUCCACUGAGGACCAUGCGUGUCGUUCUGAAGGUGUAGAGCUCGCGAGGGAGCUAGAUUACAAUGCGGCAGCCGCUUGGGUGGGACAUCCAUACUUCGAUGUCAUCGACAAUUCGACAGAUUUUGACAAAAAGAUGAACCGCCUGAUCGCCUGUGUCUGUCAAAAGAUCGGCAUCGAUACCGGCGACCGGCUCAACGUCAACGCGAAGAAACGCAAGUUCCUCGUCAAGACGCCCCUCCCGACCGACGCGGAGUUCCCACCCUUCCAAGACUUCGACGUGGAACACAACUACUUGCAGAGCGACGUCCGCAAAGCGCAAGUCAGGUUACGGAAACGUGGACAGAAGGGCCACUGGUCUUACAUUCACACGAUGAGAAAGUUCCAUCCCACCAAUGGCCAGUCCGUGGAGGUCAGGACACAAUUGACGCACAGAGAUUACCUGAACAUGCUCCCGCAAAAGGACGACGCGCAUUUCACGAUAUUCAAAAAGCGACGCUGCUUCAUCUACAACAAUCAGUACUACCAGUUGGAUAUAUACAGACAACCGACGCAUCCAAGAUGUCGUGGUAUGGUUUUGCUUGAGACCUAUAGUGCGGCGUACGACCAAGACGCGCUAUUGGCAUCGUUGCCCAAGUUUCUGUUGAUCGAGAAGGAAGUGACCGGCGAUCCAGCUUAUUCCAUGUAUAAUUUAUCAUUAAAAGAAGAUUGGAAAACCUCAAAAAGGUACUACGCGGGGUCUGGCGUUUACGGACAACCUAAAUGCCUAAAUGGACAUAAAGCUGAGAAAAUUAACGGGCAUGUGGAUAAAAUGCAAAACGGUGAUAUCAAAGUUAACGGGCACAUAAAAAUCAACGGAUGCGACGAGAAGAUGAACGGACACACGGGACACAAAUUAAAUGGACACGCCAAAAUGAACGGACACUGUAAGAUGAAUGGUCACGCACCCUUAAGUAAUGGAUUACCCAAUGGCGUACACGAUACGGAUAUAGAUCACCUCAAAAGCAAUGGAUUGCACCCAUCACCAAAGAUGAAAAAAGUUGCUAUUAAAACAUAGACUAAAAUAUUUAUACUUAGCCAUAAGAACUUUUUGUAAUAUUCCACUUUGUAAUGUUUCAAUAUACACAAAAUUAAAAGCAAAGUAAUAUAUGAUGUACUUAAAAUGAUAUUAUAAUAGAAUAUGCAUGGCUAUAUGGCUAUAUUAUA